Messenger RNA from Salarias fasciatus (jewelled blenny), 1420 nucleotides. RefSeq names its product putative lysosomal acid lipase/cholesteryl ester hydrolase. The record is from RefSeq and is a predicted model, not a curated record. NCBI's taxonomy places the organism in Eukaryota, Metazoa, Chordata, Actinopteri, Blenniiformes, Blenniidae. Gene Ontology annotation, molecular function: hydrolase activity, acting on ester bonds.
UGUCAGCUGCCCUGGAGUUUGGACGCUGAUCAGAAGAGGAAGAGGCAGAGGAAGAGGAGAGCAGACGAUGUUGUGCGUGUCAGUGUGUGUGUUGGUUCUGUCGGCUCUCGGGCACAGCAGUCCAGAUGUUUUCAGAAACCGACACUACGAUGACCCACGGCACCAGGAGGACCCUGAAGUGCACAUGAACAUAUCAGAGAUCAUCAGGAGGUGGGGUUACCCAGCAGAGGAACAUGAGGUGGAAACAGAGGAUGGCUACAUUCUGACCAUCAACAGAAUUCCCAGUGGACUCAAACGCACCGCAGGUCCGAAGCCGGCGGUUUUCUUGCAGCACGGCCUGCUGGCUGCAGGCAGCAACUUCAUCACCAACCCUCCAGAAACCGGCCUGGGCUACGUGCUGGCAGACGCCGGCUACGACGUGUGGAUUGGAAACAGCCGGGGGAACACCUGGUCCAGGAAGCACCGGAGUCUGAACCCGGAGCAGGACGACUUCUGGAAAUUCAGCCAUGACGAGCUGGCUUUCAAGGACCUUCCGGCUGUUGUGGACUACGUGUUGAAAAUGACCGGCGAGGAGCAGAUCUUCUACGUGGGACACUCUCAGGGAACCACGAUUGCAUUCAUAGCGUUCUCCACGCUGCCAGAGCUCGCCAGUAAGAUCAAAAUGUUCAUUGGGUUGGCUCCAGUCGCAACGGUGGCCUUCACCAGCAGCGCCAUGACCAAAUUGGCCAUCCUGCCAGAAAACAUCAUCUGGGAUUUGUUCGGUAAACGGGACUUCCUCCCUCAAAGUCACAUGAUCGAGUGGCUUGCGGAACACGUGUGUGGGAAGACGCUGCUCGAUGAACUGUGUGUGAACAUCUUCUUUGUCAUCUGUGGCUUCGAUGAGAAAAACCUCAACGCGAGUCGGACUCCAGUCUACACCACUCACUGUCCUGCGGGGACGUCCGUCCAGAACAUGGUCCAUUGGUCCCAGGCCAUUCACGCGGGAAAACUCAUGGCCUUCGACUUUGGACCUGCUGGAAACAUGAAGCACUACAACCAGGUGACCCCGCCUGAGUACCACGUCCAGAACAUGAAGGUUCCCACCGCCCUGUUCUCAGGGGGGCAGGACACGCUGGCGGACCCUAAAGACAUAGCCAUCCUGCUCACUCAGGUGCCAGACCUGGUCUACCAUCGACACAUCGAACACUGGGACCACCUGGACUUCAUCUGGGGUCUGGACGCUCCUCAGCAGAUGUUUCCCGACAUCCUGAGGCUGCUGGAGGCGCGUCGUUAGAUCACCUGUCGCAUCUCUUUUUCAACCUCUAAACUUUUCACAUGUUUACUUUACAAAUACUUCAGUGUUUAAACCACCACAUUAAAACUAACACAGUUUUUUAAACCUUGAGUCCGUUUUCUUUUUACACAGAGCUCUCAUUGUGAA